Molecule: messenger RNA, 2946 nt
Organism: Thyridium curvatum
Lineage: Eukaryota; Fungi; Ascomycota; Sordariomycetes; Thyridiales; Thyridiaceae
Exons: 3
Coding region: 1-2946 (981 amino acids)
Biological process (GO): protein phosphorylation
Molecular function (GO): ATP binding; protein kinase activity
Source: RefSeq, a predicted model, not a curated record
AUGUUGUUUGACUUUCAUAGAGCGCAUUCCGACUACCAUCGGUGGGUAACCGAGGUCUGUGAGCAAAACAUAGGCGUCCGAAUCUCCCCAGUCGCUUUAUUGCCUACCGGAUACGUGCCUCUGCAGGAACUGAGAAACUAUUGGGAUCAAACCGAUCUCGUCCGCCCUUUCGCUCUCGGAACGAAUGGCAGCAUGUUGAUGGACGAAUCCAACAUCAUCGGGCAUUACCUGAGGAUAUUUGCUACUCUCGUGUACAUAUCAACCCCUCAGGAUUCCGUGGUUUGGUAUCUCGAUAACUUUGCCCGCAAAGAUCGCACUGAUGCCAAAUUGCCGUUCCACAAGAUUGAGGAUCUCGACGACAUAUUCGGAACCACGGAUGCCGCUCAACGAGUAAAGACGCAGUUUUACAAAUCGCAUUUUCGAUUCAGUCCUCAGCAGCUAGCUGAGGGAACAAACCCGAUUCUAAAUAACACUGAGCUGGCUGGUGAAGUUAUCCUACCCUUGAAGCACCGUGGGAAGGUGCAGUCAGGUACCGAAUCAGAAGCCGACCUCGAGCUGUUUGAAUUUUCAUCAUCAAGCGGGCUACAAGCCAGGACGACGAAUCUAGUUGCGAAGAUAUACCCUCCCCGCGAGAUCGACUUUACUUUUCGCAGCGAGCUAGAGGCAUAUUCAGCCUUGAAAUGGCAAGACAGCACAAAGAUCAAUUCCGAUUACUUUCUACAGUAUUACGGUUCAUUCGUUCAAGGUACCCGAGGCGUGAUAUUGCUGGAGUACGCCGACCAAGGGAGCCUGUUGGAUUUCUUCAGGAGAGGCCAGCUACCGUAUACGCGUGAGGAGAUGUUCAUGCUCUGGGAGCGUCUCUCCAGUCUGUUUAUCGGCCUUGCGCGGAUUCACGGUGUCCGGAAACCCAAAGACGUCCGAAUCCGAGGCGUCCAUCAGGAUGUAAAGCCAUCCAACAUCUUUGUUUUCUCCGAUGGAGACGCGACAGAGUUCAGGUUCAAGUUCAAAAUCGGCGACUUUGGUCUAAGCAGCUUCGAAAAGACUACCGACACACUCGAUCCUUCGUUGCCGGACCAUAAGAGUACGAAGGUUUACGGAGCUCCUGAGUUGAUGUCGUGGCAUGUCGAUCUGGACGAUCUGGACCUCAGGGUAAACGCGGAGGUUGACAUGUGGUCUCUCGGUUGUGUUCUCUUUGAGACGGCUGUUUGGUCCGUUUGUGGAGAGAGGGGUCGAGAAGAAUUCCUAAGGCUACGACUGGAGGAAAGGGGGCACCCUGAAGCUCGUGGUCGAUUUCACAACGGAGUGGAGAGGCUCAGAGCGCUCGAUACGAUGACCAACAGGCUUCUUGAUCGACGUCGUUGUUACGACAACGUAACAAACUCGCUAUGCAAAUGGAUCUGCGAGAAUCUGUUGGUAGGGGAUCCAACAAACCGCCUGAAUGCUGGCCAGGCCCAAUACCGUUUUGAGGAAUUGCUGCGGAAGCUCGGAGCGGAAGCCCAUCAUGAUCAGUCGAAUUACGAGUUGGCAAGACUGUCUAUGCACUCGCCUCACUCGUCUCAAUCAUACAAUUCACCGAUUCGAGAUACCCUCACAGCCCAACCGACCCCCCCAGGGAUCCAUCCCACACCAGCAUCUCCUCAGCAGUCAUCUCCUUCGCCGUACUCUCCCGGUCGAACAUCCGUGUACGUGGACCACACCAACAACCAAACUACCACGCAGAGACCCCAGCCAAACCAAUAUUACACCGCUCCUGGGUCUGUUCCAGUCCAACAAGAUAGCAUGAAUCACCAUUAUCCUUCUGAGAACGCGACAGGGCUUCCGAGGGCUAGCACUGUUGCUCAGACUGAUGCAGUUACUCAGCCACGGCGUCACACUUAUACCAUUGCCUCGGGCCCAGGUGCCGCUACUCAUAACGGCUCUCACUUCACAGUCCUGAACGAGGGAGAAGAGUUGCCGCCAGUGGAAUCUCAUGCAAGAUAUCUUGCUCACGAUCCCGCAGCCUCAGUUGCAGCAAGUCAAACUGGAGCUGAAGAGCUAGGAACACAACUCAAUGCCUUGUCGAUCAGUCAACCACAGUCGACGACGCCAUCCAAUCCAAAGCUGAGCAGGAAUACUCCCCAGCGCCAGGGACUGCCGGAUAUUACGAUACAACAAUUGCUUGAGUGGAAGGCCAGAAGACGCUCCGGCCAAGAACUACCGGAAGAGUUGGCUGGGAUACCAAAUGCGCUUUUAGGGAGAGAUCAGGUAUUUCUUGUUGAUAACUCGAAGAGCAUGACAAAGUACUGGCAUGAAGUCCAGAAUGCCAUUGAGGCGCUUGGAUGGGUCGUUAAACGAGUAGAUCCGGAUGGCGUAGAGCUCCGAUUCACAUCGAAACCAACACAGAAGUUCAAGAGCAAAAGAUCGACGGAACUACUCGAGAAGGUCAAGAUGAACUCACCCCAAGGCGAUACAUGCAUGAUGGAACUGGCUCUCAGCGUGUUGAUCGACGAUCUUGUGCCCGCGUCAGCCGGUGCGGCGAAAACAUCUAGGAUCAUGAGAGCCCUGAAUAAGCCGAAGACGGGGAUCAGCAUUUACAUUCUGACGAAUGCAGUAUGGAGUGGGAAGAGCGAUUAUUCCAGCGGACUGGGAGCUCCCGCCGCUAGCCCGGACUCUGGCUCCAAACCAGACAUGUGCGGUGUCGACUCGGCGGUUCGAACCCUCAUUGACCGAGUACACAAGGGACGCCACAACCGGUCAUAUGUCACGUUACAAUUCAUCCGGUUCGGCCACGACUCUGUGGGGAAAAGGCGGCUGUCCUAUCUCGACAACGAUAUAUCGGGAGAAUGGGACAUUGUCGACCGACGGUAUCACGAAAGGGGAAUGCGUGCGAUGAUAAUAGGGGCCAUGAAUGAGAACGAAUACCCGUCUGACGACAGUGACGCUGAGAACGUCAGCGAAGGGGGCUGA